Ostrinia nubilalis (European corn borer) is the source of this 3106-nucleotide messenger RNA. It is a transcript of the gene mip120, whose product is annotated as protein lin-54 homolog. Gene Ontology annotation, biological process: regulation of DNA-templated transcription. Lineage: Eukaryota; Metazoa; Arthropoda; Insecta; Lepidoptera; Crambidae. Gene Ontology annotation, cellular component: nucleus. The transcript is spliced from 19 exons. Bases 75 to 2066 code for a protein of 663 amino acids. The record is from RefSeq and is a predicted model, not a curated record.
UGCCGCUGGCCGGCGUCAUCAACGCUGGCACCCGCGGCAACACCGUGCUGGCUCAAAUAGGCAAGCAGCUGGUGAUGAUGCCUCACAACACUCCGAAGAUAAAGCUGGUCACAUCAGGCAGUUCAGGAGUGCCAAACUUCCAGUACAUCAAAGCCAACACCAGUCAGGCACAAGUUAUAAAUACAAAAAACGUAACCAGUGUGCAGAGUGGGAAACAGAUAAUGGCCAAAGUGAUCGUACAAGGCCAAUCGAGUGCGGAUCAAUCCAAUCAACAGACGAUAAUCACUAAAAUAUUACCCGCCACCAAUAUGCCUGGGUCCUGUGGUGCGGCGCGCUACGUCAUGCAGCAGAAAACUGUGCCUAUUUCAUUAGGGAAUAAGGUAUUACUAGCCUCUCCCACGAAGCAAGGCCCAAAGUUUACGAAGAAGCAGCAAGUCAUAUCGGUCAAGUCGCCCACGCCCAAACUGAUGCCGGCACCGCUAGGUGCAACCAAGAAGGCAAUACCUAAUGUAACUAUAUCUUCAAACCCCUUGCGCAAUGUGAUAUUGAAAACCACAGCGCCACCAAAAACGGCACAAAUCACUAAAGAUGGGAAGGUUGUAGUGCACGGACAAAGAUCGCAAAUACAUCAAAUCAAUGUUCCUGGGAAAGGCAUUCAAUACAUAAGAUUGAUUACAAAUCCAACAGCAUCAACAACCAAAUCGGCAAGCAAAACGUCAGUACAAUCUCACUCGGCGCAACCUAAAUCUUUCGUUCUCACUGAUGCUAAAGGUAAAUUAAUCCAGAUGUCGUCAGAGAAGUCAGUCAGUAGCCAGCCACCGCCACUCAGCUUCACUGUCAGCAGUGGCAACACUGCCAAGCCAUCUCCUAAAUGGCAACAGAAGUUCGUGAGGAUAGCCUCGGCGCCGGCGGCAGCCAAGAACACAACAGCUACGACGUCGUCCGCCCGCUCGAGCCAGAGCCUGCUCGCGCCGCUGUCACCCCUCGCCGUCAAGCUGGAGGAGACCAGCUCCGACUGCCCCGCCGCGGACCAGGCGCCCGAGUCGCAAGGCUCGUCGGAGUCUGAGUCGGAGUCGGAGCCGGCGGCGGACCCGAAGGCGUCGCUCCGCGCGCUCAUCGCUGACGCCGUCGGGCCUACCGCCGACGAGGAAGCCUACAGCGCCGACCAGCAGGACUCCGUCCAAGGCGAACAAACAGACAGUGUGGAUCCGGAGAACCAGGGCCAGGAGGAGCACCCGCUCAUAGUCAUCCCCGCCAACUACAUUAAGCCCGACCCAGCCGCCGACGAAUACGCGCCGCAGGCCGUACGAACCGCGGAUAACUCCGGAAUGAUGAUGUUAGACGAAGAAGCGGCGAACUCUCUCCAAGAACCUACUACACCGCCGACGGGAUCUGAAUAUGACGUGACAAUCAAAUCGGACUUCAUGCGGCCACGGCGCGCGUGCAACUGCACCAAAUCUCAAUGCCUCAAGUUGUACUGCGACUGUUUCGCCAACGGAGAGUUUUGCAACCGCUGCAACUGCAACAACUGUUAUAACAACCUGAAUUAUGAAGAGCUCAGGCAGAAGGCUAUAAGAGCGUGUUUGGAGAGGAACCCUAAUGCUUUCAGGCCCAAAAUAGGUAAAACAAAAGCCGGAGGUCCAGAAAUAAUACGAAGACAUAACAAAGGCUGCAACUGUAAAAGAAGUGGAUGUCUCAAAAACUAUUGCGAAUGCUAUGAGGCGAAAAUCGCGUGCACGGCGAUGUGCAAGUGCUUCGGCUGCCGCAACGUGGAGGAGACGCUACACCGGCGCCGCCAACAGCACGCGCUGUACCGGCCGCCGCCGCUCGCCGACCUCAAACAACCGUGCAGCUUCAUGACGACAGAAGUGAUCGAGGCGGUGUGCCAGUGCCUAUUGGCGGCAUCAGUAGAGGGCGGAGGCGGCGAAGUGGUCGCGGGUGAUGACGCAGUCAGCCUCGUGCUGGACGAAUUCUCGCGCUGUCUGCAAGACAUCAUCAGCGCUUCGCACCACGCGCCGUCAAGAGAUGACGUAAGUUCUUUGAAAUGCUACAAGUGCUCGGACUAGACUAUUAUUUAGCUUGAAACUACGGCGGCAUCAGUAGAGGGCGGAGGCGGCGAAAUGGUCGCGGGCGAUGACGCAGUCAGCCUGGUGUUGGACGAGUUCUCGCGAUGUCUGCAAGACAUCAUCAGCGCUUCGCACCACGCGCCGUCAAGAGAUGACGGACAUUCGUGAUAUUCGAAGAAAAGGGUGACGAAAUAGCACCCGGGCACCAAAAAUCUGUUAAUAUAUUAUCUAAAACCGUAUUCCAUUUAACCAUUAUAGACUUUGUAACGUAUUUAAGAGUAUAUUGGACCUCACUUUUCAUUAUGGCAAUAUUAUAAUUCUCAUAAUAGUAAUAGAUAUUUUCUGGUAUGAGUAUAAUAUGAUAUAUUUUGCUCUUAGUGGCGCUAUGUAGCAAGCACUAAAUACCAAUGAUCUUAUAUCCUUAUCGUCUUAUUUAGAUCAUAUUUCUAUAGUGUUGACAAUCUCAAAAAGUUGAUUUAAUGGAGCUUAUUCAAUUGUGGAUGAAAGUAUAAGCAAUAAGACUAAAUAUUAGGUUUAGGUUUCUCCGAUAUGGGAUCAAAAGCUUUGUCUUCUCAAUGGCAAGUCUCAGUUUGAAAAAUUAUAGUGAGAUGAAUGACACAGACAUUAGUUUGAUGUCUUGAUUUUCUUGUAUCAUGAUAUUUUUUGGUAAAUUAAGUCCAUUUUUAUACUUACAUGUCAUCUCAAAAUGUAGUUGUAGUUUAUGACAGAGCGAGCAUACCCACCAAACUUCUCACUUGUGCCUUGAAGACCUAUAGGUAUAUUCUAUGUAUGAAUUUGGUAAACAGAUAUGGACGGUUAAAAUUCUUUGGCAGGGUGUGGUAAAAAUAAUGUAGCUAAUGGUUUAUUAAGAAAAUGGCAUGAGGAAAUGUCUUGUUCAACAAUGUUCAUGGGUGUAAAAGGGGAUUUAUACGGUAUAUGUUUAUAGGGGUCUCCAGACUAUAAAGAGCCCCAUAAACAGUAGCCCAGGAGUCCAAAGAACUCUCGGUUUCGACUUAGACAGUGGGCAAGCGUAAAUUAUU